CACACACAAACACAUGCACACAAACACACGCACACAUACUCACACAUAUAUUAGGAAAUCAAGAACAUACAUUUUUGGUAUGUGUAGUCUGAAUAUUAUCAAUCAUCAUUUGUAAUUUGUAAAUAGUCCUUUAUAGAUUUGUUCAUAUAAUUUAAGUGUACUAUUCUCCUUAUAAUGAUUUCAUCAUUAUAUAGUUACAUGUCUAUUGUUACAUAACAAUCAUAACAGCUUAGAAAAAAAUAAUAAUAAAGAACAAAACAAGGUUCAUUCAUCUCAUUAUCAUUCAAUCAUAAAUCAUGAUGAAAUUUCAGUUGACACAAAAAUUUUGGUUCCUUGUAUUCAUUAUAUUGAAUUGUUUUGUUGCCGUAACAAGUUUUAUAUUAUUUGUAUUAAGUAUAAAAGCCGAGGAUAAUCUAUUUAAAUAUAAAUUAAUAUUACAAUAUACAAUACCGGCUAUUUAUCCAACAGGAAUAUUUACUGGAAGUCUUGGUUUAAUAACAGCAUGUUUAGGAUUUAUUGGAUUAUGGAAACAAAUGAAUAUUUUAUAUCUUUUACAUGUAAUUUGUUUGACCAUAGCAACAAUCAUCAAUCUAUGUAUAGCUAUUGUAACAUUGAUAACUGAUCAUCAAUUUUUUAUAAAUGCUAAACAAGCGUUAGAUACUACUAUUAAAUAUUAUUAUAAGAAUGAUGAAUAUGCAGAUGAAUUUGAUGAAUUACAUAGAAAAUUUUUCUGUUGUGGAGUUAAUUCAUAUGCUGAUUUUAAAAAAGCUAAAGUAUUAAUACCAUUCUCGUGUAGAGUUGGUCAGUAUGUUUAUGCAAGAGGGUGUUUUGAUGAAUUAAGUGAAUACGUACAAUAUUAUAUAACAUUAUUAACAUCAAUUUGUUUUACUACAUCAUUUAUCUAUGCUGUAUUCAUAGGUGUAGCAAUUAGAAAUCUUCGUAAAUCAAUUAAAGGAAUAAAUUCAUCUUCAUAAUAAAAAAAAUCAAAUAUAAAUUAAACUUAAUGUCAUUUCUUUUUAAUUUAUGAAAAACAAAAAAAAUUAACGUUCAAUUGUUGCCAUGACAAUUACA
Schistosoma curassoni is the source of this 1071-nucleotide messenger RNA. The record is from the annotation of a GenBank genome assembly. Lineage: Eukaryota; Metazoa; Platyhelminthes; Trematoda; Strigeidida; Schistosomatidae.